This is a messenger RNA of Diabrotica balteata, 2299 nucleotides long. NCBI's taxonomy places the organism in Eukaryota, Metazoa, Arthropoda, Insecta, Coleoptera, Chrysomelidae. The record is from the annotation of a GenBank genome assembly.
GGAAAUCUGAAAUUUUAUUGUGUCAGUUGUGCAUGUUCACCUUUUUCCUGUAGUUCCUAAUUUUAUUCUUAAAACAACAAUGGCGUGCGAUCCAUGUACGUGUAAAUGCGGCCCAAAAUGUGAUUGUGAUUGUGUUUGUAAGGAUAAAUCUACAGUAAUUUGGAUGAAAGAUGCUGAUUUGGAAUGGCCUUCCUUUUCGAAGAUGUACACAGAAACUCAAAUCAUUAUCAAAUUCACUAUAUCCAAUUCUAAAGGGUUUACCCAAACAUAUACUUCGCAGCAAACUGUUUUAGAGAUUUUGGACAAUCUGGAAAGAAUUUUUGGGAUUCCUAAAGAACAUCUCCAAUUAGCAUACAGAGAGAGUCCCUUAACCGAUGAAGAUAAACUACUAAGAGAUAUAGAUCCAGAUCAACCUAAAAUUCUGGAACUAAAUAUAUCCACAGAUGAUCCCUCUAAUUGGAUUAUUGAUAUCGAAAAAGUUUAUAAAGAUAUUGUCGUUCCUGAUAUUAUCACGGUUACAGUGGAAAAUGGAGAAGAUAGGAAGCAAAUUGUAGUAGAAGUUGAAAAUAAAGCUAUACAUAAACCAACGCUGGGCGGUUACAUGCAUAGCCGAACAGGUGUCCUCUACCUCCAUAGUUACACUCAGACGGGGCCUCCUCCUUCGAAAAUACCACCUGAAAAUAAAAACCACAGAGACACCCAGACAUACAGUACAAGAAACAGAAAGGUACAAAUGGAUUAUGCCCAUGCAACUCAAAUGACCAAUACCCAAAUAUAUAUACCAAACGUGACGGAUAAAAUCCUUACGGCGGGAGCUUACGAAACGGCGGAAGAAAGGGAUAAACGCUUAGAUAUUGAAGGCAAAGUGAGAACAAUUCAGAGGUAUUUUCGUGCUUGGAAAAUGAGCCAAGCACUUAAAGAAUUGAGCUGGGAAUAUCAUAAACGCCUGCAGCUAGAACUAGAAGCAGAUGAAAGGGAACGAGUCGAGGACGAAGAAAGAAGGCGGCAGGAUUUGGUUAGCAAAGUUUUUCCUCUGACCAUGUCAGAUUUCGCGAUGCUCUAUGCAAUGGUUAACAAAUGGAAGAGAUCUGAAAUAGCAAGAAUUACUUCUUUGCAUUGUGGAGCUUCUAAAAUUGCAGAACUGUAUCUUUUGUUGGAGAAAGAAAUCGAAAUGUUACGAGCAAUUGAAAAACUAAAAAAUAAAGUAGAAAAAGAUUUAGAAUAUAAGAGGAUACAGAACUUUUUUAAAAAAAUAGGUGAACCCAUUGAUUGGUACAGUAGGUACAAAAGCCUGCACAUAUUUAUGGAUACUCUGGAAACACAGAAGGGGCGACAAUAUUUCGAGCUUUACAAAAAAUUGACGAAAAAUGAUCUUACUACCGAACAAAAACUAAACGUAUAUUUGGAGGUAAAACAAUACAUUCAGGAUCAUCAAUGUCACGACAGCGAACUAUUGAAUGGUCUUAUUGAUAGAGUUUGUCAACUGUUAGCAAGAGGAGUAAGCGAAAAACAACUUAAGGGAUUAGAGAAGAGGAUAGAAGCUGGUGUUUUGCAUCAUUUCAAGCUAAUUGAAUGCAACGAGAAUGUUACCAGGCAUCUGUUGAAUAAAGAAGAGCUAAGAAUGGAAAAGAAUCUACAAUACUGCCCUAGAUGUCAGAAAUUCAAGACAAUCGAGGAUUUCAAAUUGACAGCAAGAACAGAAAAGCUACGUAUCUGCCGCACCUGCAAGUGGUUGGACAAAGCCGAUGAACCUUGGGUGGAUCUAUCGCCUUAUAGGUUUAUCUUAAAGCAAAUCAGGAACUACGAGAGAUUACAUCACGCUGUAACGUCAGUAGUUUUCAUACUGCAAGAUAUAGAUAUUCACCAUAUUACUGUACAGAUUUGGCAUGGACAUUCUGCGUUGUCAGAGUGCAAUGACAUCUACCAAUUAAGAUUGGUCCGUUGGGACAUGCACAAAGAAUGGGCUCCCUGGAACUGCAUCCUUCUUACUGCUGAAGAGGCCAAAGCUCACUUGAAAGUUACAUCAUUAGACCAAGUAUACGAAGAAGAAUUCAUAAAUCACGUAACUAACAAACAUCUACUCGCCAGAAGACACUUUCCCCAACUAAAAACUUUCGACAAGUUCUUUACUAAGAUGGCCAACGGAGAUAUAAGGCUUGAUGAAAAUUCGGAGUAUUACAAUAAACCAAAGAUGGAAUGUCUGGAAAUAGAAGAUAUUGAAUAUUGUAAUAGGUUAUUAUGUAAACAAGGGAUUUAGUUUACACUUAAGUAGAUGAGAUGUAAGAAAUAGUUAAUAAUA